AUGUCAGCACUCUACAAACUGGCGGCAGUCAACAAUGGCCCCGAGACCAGCUGGGACGACAACCACAUGAGACUCCUUGCUCGUCUGACCGACGAGGAAAUCGAAAUCCUCCAACUUCCCUCGCCCAAGUGUUCGGCCAAACGCAUCUCGGCCGAGCUGUGCCAGACGCCAGCGCAAAAAGACCGCGUCAUGAGUCCUCCCUGGCGACUCGGCAUCUGCGCCAUGGAAGACAAGGCGCUCAGCAAGGCCAACCAGGAGAUAUUCCGUCGCCUACAGAUCGACGGUCUUAUCGAAGUGGUCCUGUUCGGCGACAAGACGCUAUUGAGCAAGAAGCCGGAGGAAUGGCCCGUAUGUGAUUUCCUGGUCGCAUUUUACUCGGAUGGGUUUCCCCUCGAGAAGGUCGUCUCGUACACGAGACUCCGCUCGCCGUUCUGCUAUAAUGACUUGCUUAUGCAGGGUGUGCUCUUUGAUCGUCGCCUCUGUAAUAGAGUCUUGGAUCACCUGGGUGUGCGGACUCCGAAGCGCCUUGAGGUGAACCGUGACGGUGGUCCCAGGGCUCAUGAUUGGGGUCUCGUUCAGCACGUGUAUGAUCGGAUUGGGCUGGGAAUACCUGGUCCUGCGGAAGGAGAGGCAGCCCGUGAACGAUCCCAUGCACCGAGCGUGUCUCUUUCGGACGACGGGAACACGCUCCUAGUGGACGGCCGAACGCUCCACAAGCCCUUUGUGGAGAAGCCCGUCAGUGCGGAGGACCACAACAUCUACAUCUACUUCCCAACAACUCCCCAGGGUACCGGCGGUGGGAGAAGACUGUUUCGGAAAGUGGGCAACAAGUGCUCCGAAUACGACCCUGACUUGGUCGUGCCCCGGUGUAUUACCGAGCAGGGGAUGACCAGUAGCUACGUGUACGAGCCGCUCCUGAACGCCGACAAUGGAGAGGAUGUCAAAGCCUACGCAGUGGGCCCCAGUACUGUUUUGCGUGGCAAGGAGGUAAGACUACCCACCGAGGUGAGCAAGGAGGAGGCAGACGCGGCCGCCAAGAUCUCAACAGGAUUUGGUCAGUCUGUCUGUGGGUUUGACAUCGUGCGCAAUAAAGGCAAGAGCUACGUGAUUGACGUAAAUGGUUGGACCUCGGUGAAAAAUCAGCCUAGCUUCUACGGUCAAUGCGCCGAUAUCCUGCAGCAAAUGCUUAUGUCUCGUGUUGCUCAUGGGAUUGCUAAGAACUGA
Molecule: messenger RNA, 1224 nt
Organism: Aspergillus nomiae NRRL 13137
Lineage: Eukaryota; Fungi; Ascomycota; Eurotiomycetes; Eurotiales; Aspergillaceae
Exons: 2
Coding region: 1-1224 (407 amino acids)
Biological process (GO): inositol metabolic process; inositol phosphate biosynthetic process
Cellular component (GO): cytosol
Molecular function (GO): diphosphoinositol pentakisphosphate kinase activity; inositol hexakisphosphate kinase activity; 5-diphosphoinositol pentakisphosphate 1-kinase activity
Source: RefSeq, a predicted model, not a curated record